Molecule: messenger RNA, 649 nt
Organism: Stegodyphus dumicola
Lineage: Eukaryota; Metazoa; Arthropoda; Arachnida; Araneae; Eresidae
Product: zinc metalloproteinase nas-13-like
Biological process (GO): proteolysis
Molecular function (GO): zinc ion binding; metalloendopeptidase activity
Source: RefSeq, a predicted model, not a curated record
GGUUCGUAACGCUCUAAGUGAAGAUGAAUAUCUAUGGCCUCAGGGUAUUGUACCUUAUAUUUUGGCUAAUGAAUAUGACCAGAAAGGAAAAGAGCUGAUCUCGAAAGCUAUGCUCCAAUUCCAGAAUCUAUCUUGUAUUCGGUUUAUUCCGAGGAGCUUGGAGGAAGAUUAUAUAUACAUAACGCCAAAUGGAGGAUGUGCAUCUUACGUGGGACGUAUGGGUGGUGAACAGACGCUUUCUUUGGGAAUCGGCUGUUAUUCUAAAGGCAUCAUCAUGCACGAAUUAAUGCACACGCUUGGGUUUGUGCAUGAACAGAGUCGUCCAGAUCGAGAUGAUUUUGUCACUGUUCAUUGGGAGAAUGUGAAAGAAGGAAGGGAAGGAAACUUUAAAAAAUAUGACUGGCCUGUUAUUCAUCUCUUAAAAGAAGACUAUGACUAUUCUUCAAUCCUCCAUUAUAGUCGCUUUGCUUUUAGUAAAGAUCCUAAGAAGAAGCCUACACUAGAGCCGAAAAAGAAAGAUGCGAAGAUUGGUCAACGGAGUUACCUCAGCAAAGGAGAUAUACGAAAAAUCAAUAAACUGUAUCAAUGUAAGAACCAUUUAUCAGAGCAAAAUAUUGGAGAGCUCCUAAUGUUUUAAUAAAUUUAUCCA